CGGUCAUGUCGGUCAAUGAACCAUUGAAAACAGUGGCUCUGUAGUUUCGGAUUAGAUAAAUCAAUGUGUUUUUACCUACUGUUUUAGUUUUUAUUCGAAUCGAUUCCAAGCUGUUUUCAGUACCUAUUUAACAUAAUGACAGAGAAUAACCCAGUAAUAUUAGUGACUGGAUUUGGUCCUUUCGGGGUUCAUCUUGUCAAUGCCAGUUGGGAAGCUGUUAAACUGCUGCCAGAUGAAUUUCAUGGACACAGAAUCGUGAAGAAAGAAAUACCAGUCUGUUAUAAGGAUGUCGAUGAAAAAAUUCCUAACAUGUGGAUGUCUAUGCAACCAAAGUUAGUCAUUCAUGUAGGGGUUUCCAGUGAAGCCAGGAAAAUAACCAUUGAAAAGACUGCAAAUCGUAAUGGAUAUGAGAAACUCGACUGUUUCGGAAAGAAGCAUUCAACUGGAAAUGUUUGUCCGAGAGAUCUCGGCGAUGAUUUCAUAAAUACCUCUAUAAAUGUGCCUGAAAUCUGCGAAAUACUCAACAGCCAUGAUAGUACCAUCAAAUACUGCUCAUCAGAAAACGCGGGAAGAUACUUAUGUGAAUAUAUCUACUACACAUCUCUGAGAUUAGACAGAAACAGAUGUAUUUUCAUUCAUGUACCACCUUUGGAUAGUCCAUAUACAGCUAAGGAAUUGAGUGAUGGCAUUCUACAGAUAAUUAAUUGCGUGUUGAAAGGAGAUUACUCUCAACAAAAGAGUGUAUCUGUGGAAAAAGUUGAUUUUCUUUUAUCCCCUUUUAUUCAGUUUUUUUCCAUUAAUUUAUACUAAAAAUCUA
Molecule: messenger RNA, 817 nt
Organism: Coccinella septempunctata (seven-spotted ladybird)
Lineage: Eukaryota; Metazoa; Arthropoda; Insecta; Coleoptera; Coccinellidae
Product: pyroglutamyl-peptidase 1
Exons: 4
Coding region: 136-810 (224 amino acids)
Biological process (GO): proteolysis
Cellular component (GO): cytosol
Molecular function (GO): pyroglutamyl-peptidase activity
Source: RefSeq, a predicted model, not a curated record